AUGUGGUGUUGUUGUAGACUGAUUCGUUCUAGCUUCGCAUUUAAUGGAACCACGCCGCAACACAAUGAAAGAAAGAAACAUUGGGCUACUUUUAUGGAGAUAAGUAAGACAGUUGACGAUGAAAAAAUGAUGCAAAAAUCUAUCAACAUCAAAGACAUUUUGACUUUUACAACCUUAGUGGAAUCUCGAGAAGUUGACAAGAGUAUUUAA
Clunio marinus is the source of this 210-nucleotide messenger RNA. NCBI's taxonomy places the organism in Eukaryota, Metazoa, Arthropoda, Insecta, Diptera, Chironomidae. The record is from the annotation of a GenBank genome assembly.